Messenger RNA from Alosa sapidissima (American shad), 861 nucleotides. RefSeq names its product trace amine-associated receptor 13c-like. The transcript has a single exon. The record is from RefSeq and is a predicted model, not a curated record. Gene Ontology annotation, molecular function: trace-amine receptor activity. Gene Ontology annotation, cellular component: membrane. The coding region runs from base 1 to 861 and encodes 286 amino acids. NCBI's taxonomy places the organism in Eukaryota, Metazoa, Chordata, Actinopteri, Clupeiformes, Clupeidae. Gene Ontology annotation, biological process: G protein-coupled receptor signaling pathway.
AUGAAGAACCUCACUAAAGCUUAUUACUGUUUUCCAGCACUGAACUCUUCAUGCACAAAGGAUACCAGGUCACCAAUUGGAUACUUCAUAAUGUAUAUAUUAUUUUUAUCUGUAUCUGUAUCUACGGUCUUCCUCAAUCUCUUGGUGAUCAUUUCCAUCUCUCACUUCAAGCCACUACUCACUCAGACGAACCUGUUCAUCCUCUCUCUGGCUGUAGCAGAUUUACUAGUUGGCCUGUUCGUUAUGCCUGUGGAGAGCAUCACAUUAAUAGAAACAUGUUGGUAUCUGGGGGACACUUUCUGUUACAUUUUUCCCUACAUUACAUUUGCAGUUGUUAUUGUGUCUAUGAACAACAUAGUUUUGAUAUCCAUUGAUAUUGUGGUUUGUGAUCCUCUGCGGUAUACUCUGAGCGUGACACACAGGAAAAGCGCCCUGUGUGUGUGUCUGAUCUGGUGUGCUUCUCUGGCGUGUGCCCUCCUGAUUUUACACGAUCACAUCCUUUAUCCCGAUCCACAUAGAACAUGCCAGUGUCUAUUUAUUAUUCACCUGCCAUGGAUUGUGUUUGAUCUUCUUGUCUCAUUUGCCAUCACCUGUUCCAUUGUGAUAGGACUAAAUGUGAAAAUAUUCUGCACAGCCAAACAUCAGGCACAGGUGAUCAGCUCUUUCAAAGCAAGAGUAAAGGCUGGUCAUGCAAACAGAAUGAUUGAGAAAUACAACAGUAAAGCUACAAAAACCAUAGGAAUACUUGUUUAUUUGCUCAGCUAUAUGCCGUAUUAUGCUAGCAUCCCUUUUCAAGGAAGCUUUACAUCUGCAUCGCUUGUAGCAAAUAUUCUUCUAUUCUAUAAAUCUAAUUAUGUGUAA